Oncorhynchus kisutch (coho salmon) is the source of this 3030-nucleotide messenger RNA. RefSeq names its product suppressor of cytokine signaling 1-like. The coding region runs from base 1168 to 1923 and encodes 251 amino acids. The transcript has 3 exons. Gene Ontology annotation, molecular function: 1-phosphatidylinositol-3-kinase regulator activity. The record is from RefSeq and is a predicted model, not a curated record. Gene Ontology annotation, biological process: intracellular signal transduction; phosphatidylinositol phosphate biosynthetic process. Gene Ontology annotation, cellular component: phosphatidylinositol 3-kinase complex. NCBI's taxonomy places the organism in Eukaryota, Metazoa, Chordata, Actinopteri, Salmoniformes, Salmonidae.
UGUUUGAAAAGUGAAGAGACUGGUUCUUUUUCUGUGAAGCGACAGUUUUACUAUAAAUGUUGACUGGAAGCGAAACCCGCCAGAGAGAAGCUAGAGAGAGAGACACCCCUAGCGGAGAGGACAGUUACUGAGGAUUUCUCAGAAACGGUGUUCACUUUAAAACGAAAGCGAAACUGAUGUGUGUUGGUGUAGUGUACGGUCCUGAACGUUUAUUUAGCUCCUUACCGAUCACCAGCGGACAGAUGUUCAAACCAACAAGGAGAGAGAGUAAGAGAGGACGUGAAAGACGAUGUGGAUAUACUAUACCGUCGGAUUACCGCGUCUUCUCUCUACUAGUUUGGACGUUUAUUGAUGAUCAAGAACAGGAUUAAUACCGCUGUGAUUCUGUGAUUAAAAACGGAUUCUGCGUCGGAAAAUACAAAAAGUGCAUCAGGAAAAUAAAACUACAUUGCACUCGUUUUGCAAAACGGAUGCCAGGGAACUGUGUAGCGAUGGGAGAGGGUUGGGACCGCUCUCCCCUGUAGGAUGGUGUGUGGUAGUAGUAGUGGUCUGACAGUCUCUCUCUCUCUCUCUCUCUCAGGAUGCCAGGGUAACAUAGCUCCUAUCAUAACUAGUAGUAGUAGUAGUAGUAGUAGUAGUAGUAGUGGUCUGACAGUCUCUCUCUCUCUCUCAGGAUGCCAGGGAACUGUGUAGCGAUGGGAGAGGGUUGGGACCGCUCUCCCCUGUAGGAUGGUGUGUGGUAGUAGUAGUGGUCUGACAGUCUCUCUCUCUCAGGAUACCAGGGAACUGUGUAGCGAUGGGAGAGGGUUGGGACCGCUCUCCCCUGUAGGAUGGUGUGUGGUAGUAGUAGUGGUCUGACAGUCUCUCUCUCUCUCUCUCUCUCUCUCUCUCUCUCUCUCUCUCUCAGGAUGCCAGGGAACUGUGUAGCGAUGGGAGAGGGUUGGGACCGCUCUCCCCUGUAGGAUGGUGUGUGGUAGUAGUAGUGGUCUGACAGUCUCUCUCUCAGGAUGCCAGGGAACUGUGUAGCGAUGGGAGAGGGUUGGGACCGCUCUCCCCUGUAGGAUGGUGUGUGGUAGUAGUAGUGGUCUGACAGUCUCUCUCUCUCUCUCAGGAUGCCAGGGAACUGUGUAGCGAUGGGAGAGGGUUGGGACCGCUCUCCCCUGUAGGAUGGUCGCUCACAGCACUGUGGAAGAACAAGACACAACAACAAAAGCACCAUCGUCAUCGUCACCUUCUAGACCUCUAGGCGCCUCCUCCACCUUCCUCUCGACUCCACACUCGGACCACCACGCAACAUCACCAUCAUCAUCGUCAUCACCAUCAUCAUCAGUCUCCCAGUCGCACCGUCAGCGCCCAUCCAACCAGUGUGUGGCGUCCCCUAUCCCAGGACCAGACCUGUUAGACCACCAGCCGCCUCUUCCCCUCCUGGACCCAGUGCCCACCCACUUUCCUCUGUUCCCCUGCAAGUUAGACUUCCUGUUGAUCACCCGGACAGCCGCCAUGUUGGAACGUUCCGGCUUCUACUGGGGCCCGCUAGGAGUGGAGGAGGCUCACAGUCGACUGAAGGACGUUGCCACGGGAACAUUCUUGAUCCGAGACAGUCGUCAGAAAGACGUCUUCUUCACGCUGUCCUAUCGCGCGGCCAGCGGCCCGGUCAGCGUACGCAUCGUCUAUAAGGGACAACGGUUCAGCCUGGCAGGAAGUGAGCACUCUUUCCCCUGCCUCUUCCUCCUGCUCGAACACUACAUUCAGUCCUCUAAGAAAAGCCUGACCGUUCCGUACAGGAAGCAGCGCCCUACGCUCCAGGAACUGUGCAGGAAACAGGUUGCGGAGUCGUGCGGCGGUGAGGUGGAACGGGUCGCCAGGGUCCCCGUCAACCCAGUCCUAAAACACUUCCUGUUAGAGUUCCCGUACAGGAUAUGAUGUCACAGGGGAUGCCGUUGAGGCGGGACUUGAUUUGGAUCGGGUCGGUACUGAAGGGUACGUACGGGAUAUGAUGUCACAGGGGAUGCCGUUGAGGCGGGACUUGAUUUGGAUCGGGUCGGUACUGAAGGGUUUUCGGAUCGGUCGCUUUGAAACUAGAGACCGGGUCGUGGUUAGAAACGAGGUCAGAGUUCAGAACCGCACCCUAUUCUCUAAACGGUGCACUACUCGACAGGGUCAUAGGUCACACUUGGUCUGGGUUUGGGUUUAUCCGGUUUGGUGGUGGUCCCUGGAGGAUUUUAAGGGACCGUAUAUAUGUGGACCACCACAACAACAACAACGACAACAGGUUAUGGGGCGGCUGCAUUAAAGAACCACCACCGGGGUUCUGGUUGUGUUCUGAUCCGGGUCGCUGACCCUGUGAGGUGGACGGUUUGGUUAGUGGACUGGUUCUGCCGUUGUAGGCAGGGCUAGGUUCGCUGUAGCACAACAACUCAAGCAUCAAUACUUUACAAUGUUUACAAUGUUGUUUACAAACUUUACAACGACCAGGAAUGUUUACGCUACACAAUAUUACAGUACUGUAUGUAUAACUGUGUACUCUCUGGUACUAACAGGUAUAACUGUGUACUAUGUAGUACUAACAGGUAUAACUGUGUACUCUCUGGUACUAAUGGGUAUAACUGUGUACUAUGUAGUACUAACGGGUAUAACUGUGUACUCUCUAGUACUAAUGGGUGUAACUGUGUACUCUCUAGUACUAAUGGGUGUAACUGUGUACUCUCUAGUACUAAUGGGUAUAACUGUGUACUCUCUAGUACUAAUGGGUAUAACUGUGUACUCUCUAGUACUAAUGGGUAUAACUGUGUACUCUCUGGUACUAACGGGUAUAACUAUGUCGUACUAAUGAGUAACUGUGUACUAUGUAGUACUAAUGAGUAUAACUGUGUACUCUCUGGUACUAACGGGUAUAACUAUGUCGUACUAAUGAGUAACUGUGUACUAUGUAGUACUAAUGAGUAUAACUGUGUACUAUGCAUCAUAUCUGCUGUGCAGACUACCUCUAGGGGUGUUUUAAUGGAUAAUAAAUAUGGCGUAUAUAUUUCA